AUGGAUCACAGCAAAGCCCCUUCCAAAAAAUAUAUGACACUCGACCAAGGAGAAAGUGUUCAAGCCAUGUAUGUGUGGGUGGACGGAACUGGGGAAAAUCUUCGCUGCAAGACGAAAACUCUCAACAUGGAACCAAUGACACCAGAAGACCUUCCAAUCUGGAACUUCGACGGCUCUAGUACCUAUCAGGCUGAGGGCUGUAACAGCGAUGUUUAUCUUCAUCCAGUCGCCUUAUUCCGAGAUCCAUUCAGGCAAGGAAAAAACAAGUUGGUUUUGUGCGAGACGUAUCAAUUUAACCACAAACCAACCAAAACAAACACCAGGAAAAGCUGUCUUGAUGUCAUGGAAACUGAACUGGUGGAGGUAAAAAGCAUUAACCUUUAUUUUUAACUUCAAUAAAAUUAGUUUCUUGCCUCGACUAACCAGAAAUGUGCGAAAUUUUGAACUAAAAACUUCCCGUGCUAACUUUCACGUAGCGUGGAUCCACUAAACAUCCGAUAUCAGGUAGAUGUUGUUGUUGUUUUUUUUUCAGUGACACAGUACAUGCAAGCUUCGACAACUGUUGGCAAGAGAACAAGGCUUUGUAGUUCACAAAUCCGUAAAGCGGGCUUUGGAAAAAAAAUGACAAAAUGAAAAUAAAAUAACAACGAUUUUGACAUCGGUUUCAUGACCUCUUUCUUUGAUGUUUUUGAGUGGCUUUUGUUCGUAUCAAGCCUACAUUUUCAUGUUUAAACCCAAGUUACUGAACAAGCUUGAAAUCUGCGUACUUUUGAUUUGUUUUGAUAAACCAAGCUAGAAUAUGUGAACUUUUGCAUGAAACUAAUGAUCUGAAAAAAUAAAACAACCUAAAGAGGUAUGAUAACACUUAGUUCAAAUGUUAAGUAGUACUUUUGAUCUCAGUAGGACAUUAAUUUCGUGCCAAAAGUCGCAGAGUCACCACAGGUAGCCCAAGCUCGAGAUAUGAGCAUCGGGGAGCAUAGGCAUUGUUGUAUAACAUUCGUAAUAUAAGGAUUCGUAUGGGAAAAAAAACCUAUCGUUUCUGUGACCUACGAAAAUGGAAGGAUUUCAAUAAAAAAACAGCUUCCCUUGCAUAAAAUGUGUGUUUCUUCGUUCCUGUGUGGUUUCGGAGCCAAUUUAUGCCCGUUUUAUGAGUUGUACUGUAAACGGUUCCCUCUCUAGAUAGCCUGCGAACAACAGACGUUUUUCCUCGCUCAUCACCGCUGAGGGACGUUUCGCGUUCCUCAGCUUGCAGUCUAGUCAACGAAGGCAGAGGAUAGUAAGUCUGUGGUCAUAGAAAGUCAGAGGCGUAAAAAAGACCUGCAGAUUUUUGAAUUUCCAGUAAUUCGCAUUCAGAAAUUGAGUUUUCCCAAUUUCUGUGUCCAGUGAUUUAAAGUUUUUAUCACUGUUUUGAACUUUUCCAUUUGUCUCAGAACGCCCAUCCUUGGUUUGGUAUUGAACAAGAAUACACUCUGCUUGACAAAGAUGGUCAUCCUCUUGGCUGGCCAAAGGGUGGGUUCCCUGGGCCACAGGGACCCUACUACUGUGCUGUUGGCACUGGAAAUGUGUUUGGACGUGACGUGGUUGAAGCUCACUAUCGUGCUUGCCUGUAUGCGGGUGUCAAAAUUGCAGGAACAAAUGCUGAAGUUAUGCCGGCUCAGGUGAGAACUGAGUAACAUUCACUGUAAUAAUUUCCAAUCGAGAACAGCCGACAUUUUCGAGACGCCGGCCAGUACUGGUUUCCUCACCAAAAGACGUCUGUGGAACGAGCGCAGAAAUUUCAUACUGAUGACGUGUUACUACCCAGAUCUGGAUAGUGCUUCCGAUUGGUUGAAGCAAAUUUCCCACUGCGCGAUCAAGAUUUGGGUAGUGACACGUCAUCAGUAUCUAAUCCUCAGAUGUUAUUUACGAGGAAAUCAGUGAUGGUGUCGCCAAGUGUCAGCUGUUUUCUCAGGUUAGUGAUGAGACAUAUCAGAGAUACAAUCCAACUAGCGUGUUUCUCGAGGACCUGUAAAGAGAAUGUGUAUGUUGAUCACGGUCGGUCUUUUUUGUUUCAGUGGGAAUACCAAGUUGGUCCGUGUGAAGGUAUUGAUAUGGGAGACCACUUGUGGAUAUCAAGGUUUAUAUUGCAUCGUGUUGCUGAAGACUUUGGAAUCAAAGUUACUUUUGACCCCAAACCUAUCCCAGGGGACUGGAAUGGCGCUGGCGCCCACACAAACUACAGGUAAAUAAGAAGUGAGGUCACGUAUGCAUACUUGAAAAGCCCUUGCCUUGUGAGGUUACACUACAGUUAUAGGAGCAGGGUAUUCGGGUUUUCAGUUUACAAUUAUAGAUGACAUUUUUAGUUUUCUGUUCUUGAAAUUUACGGCUUGGUUUAAUGUCCGUGAAGACUGUGGUUUGUUCGGCACUUUAUGAAGUAGAAAGAAAAUGAAUUCAAGGCAACGAAGAGCUUGCCUUCGAAACAGUCUUUUAAUAAACCCCUUCACGGUGAUUAGUUCAUAUUUUUAAUUAUCACUUAGAGGGGCCUGUUCCGUUUCCAGGCGUUUCGUAUUGUUUGGGGUCGACAGGCGGGGCGGCAACAAGCAAGAAAACCUGGGGGAAGAAAUUGCAAAAGGGAGGCAAAUCAGAAACUAACAAUAAACUACUUUAACGACAUCAUUUGCAGCACACAGGCAAUGCGAGAAGAAGGAGGAAUGAAGCACAUAUACGAUGCUAUUGAAAAGCUGUCCAACAAACACGACUACCACAUCAGAAUGUAUGAUCCUAACGAGGGGGAAGACAACAAACGACGCCUUACUGGCCACCACGAGACCUCGUCGAUUGAUAACUUUUCUCAUGGGGUAGCCAACCGAGGGGCGAGUGUGCGGAUUCCUAGGCAAUGUGCUGAAGAUGGCAAGGGGUACCUAGAGGAUAGACGUCCAUCGUCCAACUGCGAUCCUUACCGUGUUACUGAAGCCAUUGUGAGGACGACCUUACUGGGAAAUUAACUCACUAUGGCAGACAUUAUUUUACACAACGUCUGAGAACUGGAGACAGCCGACAUUUCGAGACGCUACCACUGGUUUCUCCGCGAAAUGAGGUCUGAGGAAAGAGGGCAGAAAUUCCAUACUGAUGACGCGUCACUACCCAAGUCUUAGCCUCCUCCGCAGGCGUUUUGAGGGGAGCUCGUAUUUCUUCCUUCCCGACAAGGGAGAGAAGAAAUAGGGGCUCUCCUAAAAACGCCUGCUGGGGAGGCUACCCGAGUCUUGGCAGUGCUUCUGAUUGGUGCUACUAAGUAAAUUUGGAUUAACCAAUAAUCAGAAGCACUACUCAGAUCUGGGCAGUGACAUCACAUGAAUAUGGAAAUUCUGCGCUCGUAACUCAGGCGUCAUUUCGGGAAGAAACUACAGUGGCAGAGUUGCGACUUAAUGUCGGCCUUUAUCUCAGACUAUUUUACACUUGGAAAGACUGAGUAGUAUGUGUCGAAGAGCUUUCACUGGAAUGUUCCCAGCCGUAGUACUCCAAUAUACUCUCUCCAUGGACUCGUGACUUAGAAUCGCUCUGCUGCUCUUGUCUUAAUCUAGGUACAUCAGUGGAUGAAUAGGUUCAAGACUCAGGGCGAUUCAUUGAAUAAAAGCCCCUGUAAUGGCAUCUAUCAAC
Porites lobata is the source of this 3636-nucleotide messenger RNA. Lineage: Eukaryota; Metazoa; Cnidaria; Anthozoa; Scleractinia; Poritidae. The record is from the annotation of a GenBank genome assembly.